Messenger RNA from Candoia aspera, 9755 nucleotides. It is a transcript of the gene RPS6KA3, whose product is annotated as ribosomal protein S6 kinase A3. The record is from RefSeq and is a predicted model, not a curated record. Gene Ontology annotation, biological process: intracellular signal transduction; peptidyl-serine phosphorylation. NCBI's taxonomy places the organism in Eukaryota, Metazoa, Chordata, Lepidosauria, Squamata, Candoiidae. The transcript is spliced from 22 exons. The coding region runs from base 288 to 2519 and encodes 743 amino acids. Gene Ontology annotation, molecular function: magnesium ion binding; protein serine/threonine kinase activity; ATP binding.
ACGCGGCCAUAUUGGGAGCGGAAGUGGAGUGAGUAAUAACCCCAGCCGCGGGACAAGUCAGGCGUUGAGGUCACAUUACCGAGCGGCGGAGGCUUCCAGCUGAACGUCUGUUCCUCCGCCGGCGUGGGUACCCUUGCCUCAUCCGGAGCGGUAGGAGCCACGUUUCCGGCAGUCUCCUCCCCUUGCCGGGGAGGAGGAAAAAAAGAAGAGGGAUCCUAUGUCUCAGUGGUGUUCCUGAGGGGCGGCAGGAGGCAACGGCGGCGGGAGCGUGAAGUUAAAAAAGAAAGAUGCCGUUGGCACAGUUGGCGGACCCCUGGCAGAAAAUGGCUGUGGAGAGUACGGCCGAGAGCAGUAGCAGCGUCGAGAAUGGCCAACAAAUUAUAGAUGAGCCUAUGGGAGAAGAAGAACUAAAUCCACAAACAGAAGAAGGCAAUAUUAAAGAGAUUGCAAUAACAUAUCAUGUCAAAGAAGGGCAUGAAAAGGCAGAUCCUUCACAAUUUGAACUGCUUAAAGUACUAGGCCAGGGAUCUUUUGGAAAGGUAUUCCUUGUCAAAAAAAUCUCAGGAUCUGAUGCCAAACAGCUGUAUGCAAUGAAAGUGCUAAAAAAAGCAACAUUGAAAGUUCGUGAUCGUGUUCGAACAAAAAUGGAACGUGACAUCUUAGUAGAAGUUAACCAUCCUUUUAUUGUCAAGUUACAUUAUGCUUUUCAAACAGAAGGGAAGCUAUAUCUUAUUUUAGACUUUCUCAGGGGAGGCGAUUUGUUUACACGCUUAUCCAAAGAGGUCAUGUUCACAGAGGAUGAUGUCAAAUUUUACUUGGCUGAAUUAGCACUUGCUUUAGACCAUCUGCAUAGUCUUGGAAUAAUAUACAGAGAUCUAAAACCAGAAAACAUACUUCUUGAUGAAGAAGGACAUAUUAAAUUAACAGAUUUUGGCUUAAGCAAAGAAUCUAUUGAUCAUGAGAAAAAGGCAUACUCCUUCUGUGGAACAGUGGAAUACAUGGCCCCAGAAGUAGUUAAUCGGCGAGGUCAUAUGCAGAGUGCAGACUGGUGGUCAUUUGGUGUGCUAAUGUUUGAAAUGCUCACUGGUACUCUACCUUUCCAAGGAAAAGACAGAAAAGAAACCAUGACUAUGAUUCUGAAAGCCAAACUUGGAAUGCCCCAAUUUUUAAGUCCUGAAGCUCAGAGUCUUCUUCGAAUGCUUUUCAAGAGAAAUCCUGCAAAUAGAUUAGGAGCAGGUCCUGAUGGAGUUGAGGAAAUUAAGAGGCAUCCAUUUUUUGCCACAAUAGACUGGAACAAAUUGUACAGAAGAGAAAUUAAUCCACCAUUUAAACCUGCAACUGGUAGACCUGAAGACACUUUUUAUUUUGAUCCUGAAUUUACAGCAAAAACACCAAAAGAUUCACCUGGUAUUCCACCAAGUGCUAAUGCUCACCAACUUUUCCGGGGUUUCAGUUUUGUAGCUAUUGCAUCAGAUGAUGAAAAUCAAGCAAUGCAGACAUCUGGUGGGCAUUCAAUUGUUCAGCAGUUGCACAGGAACAGCAUUCAGUUUACUGACGGAUAUGAAGUCAAACAAGAUAUAGGAGUUGGAUCCUAUUCUGUUUGCAAGAGAUGUAUACAUAAAACCACAAAUAUGGAGUAUGCUGUAAAGAUUAUAGACAAGAGUAAGAGAGACCCCACAGAAGAAAUAGAAAUAUUGCUACGAUAUGGACAGCAUCCAAAUAUUAUUACUCUCAAAGAUGUAUAUGAUGAUGGAAAAUAUGUGUAUCUGGUAACAGAACUCAUGAAAGGUGGAGAACUGCUAGACAAAAUCCUUAGGCAAAAAUUUUUUUCUGAAAGAGAAGCUAGUGCUGUCUUGUUGACAAUUACAAAAACUGUUGAAUACCUUCAUGCACAAGGGGUUGUACACAGAGAUUUGAAACCUAGUAAUAUCCUAUAUGUUGAUGAAUCUGGCAAUCCAGAAUCUAUUCGAAUUUGUGAUUUUGGAUUUGCAAAGCAGCUGAGAGCAGAAAAUGGCCUCUUAAUGACACCCUGUUAUACAGCAAAUUUUGUUGCUCCAGAGGUGUUAAAAAGGCAAGGGUAUGAUGUGGCAUGUGACAUAUGGAGCCUUGGUGUCCUUCUAUAUACAAUGUUGACUGGUUAUACUCCCUUUGCAAAUGGUCCUGAUGAUACUCCAGAAGAAAUUUUGGCACGAAUAGGUAGCGGAAAGUUCUCUCUCAGUGGUGGAUACUGGAAUUCUGUUUCAGAAACAGCAAAGGACUUAGUUUCAAAAAUGCUUCAUGUUGACCCUCAUCAGAGACUGACUGCUGCCCAAGUUCUAAGGCACCCAUGGAUAGUUCACUGUGAUCAGUUGCCUCAGUACCAACUCAAUAGGCAAGAUGCUCCACAUCUUGUGAAGGGUGCCAUGGCAGCUACAUACUCAGCAUUGAAUCGCAAUCAGUCACCAGUUUUGGAGCCAGUGGGUCGUUCUACACUUGCUCAAAGAAGAGGAGUAAAAAAAAUUACCUCAACUGCCCUGUGAAAUGACCUCCUCUAAAAAAAUUGGUACCACAAUGAGUUGAUAGCACAAAUUAUGGCAACAGGUAGCACAUGCCCCAAUUACCUGAAAGCACACUCUCCCAGCUGGUACUGUUACGCUGCUGCUCCUGCUUUCACCUUUUGAAAACUCUUAAAGACAAAAUAUUCUCCUUCAGGUGGAGGAAAAAAUGGAAUCAAUGGAAAAAGAACUAUUAAUGGAAAUAAUUGUGAACACCUCUUGUUACAAUAGAUACACUGAAGAAAGCACUCUGCACCAUAUAGCAUUAUUUUUAUAGGGAAUGUUUUUCUCCCUUUAAAAUAAUUAUUUGAUACAUGUAAGGAUGGACAGUUUAUGUUAAGCACUUACCUUAAAAUAUGUUUAUAUUAGCACUGUGUAAUUUGUGCCAUCCAGCGUUUUAUAUGUUUUGUAUACUUCUCCUGACAGUACACUUCUGUACUGUUUCCUUCUCUUUAGACUAAUUGAUUUGACAAUUAAAUCUGAUUAAAAGGUUAAUCAGUAUGGUUGGACAUCUCUAAAACAGCUUGACUGUUAAACAGCUAUUGAAUGUAAUUCUGUGAAUGUGUAUUUCCCUGCCUGGGUCUUCCCAUGGACACAUUGUUAGAAAUCUUGGGAACAGAGCUGUUAAAGCAUUUAAUGGUAUAAAUGGCAUCUUUUAAUCACGUAUGUGGUUUGCUAUGUAUGGAAGCAAAAAGGGUAUUCAUAUCUUCAUUAUGAGUGUCUUUUUUAUGGACCUCAGAAACCAUGGCAAAAUAGUUUUAACUUUGGUUCAGCUGAUGCUAAUUGUAACUGGUCCUUCUUCGUUGCUUUAACAGCAAGAGUAUUUAUUGCACAGUGCUGAUCAGAAAAUGGGGAGGGCAGGAAUGGAAUGUUUAAGCUGAAGUAGUGCAUUGUCCAAUAAUAAUGUUAGAUAAAUUUUUGUGGCUAAAAAAUUACUAACAGCAGGUCUGUUGUACUUGUGCCACUUUCUGUCUAUAGAUAAAAGCAGUGUUGAAUACAAAUUGAAUGGCGUGUGCCCCAGUGUCUUCAACCUGUUUCUAGUGGUUCUGCCUUCAGAGUUUGGCAUGUCUGUAGAUUACAACCUUGGUGAAAAAUGGUGUAUAAUAAGAUGCUAAGGUUGCAAUCCUAAACACACAUACUAAACAUAAUGGAAACUACUUCUGAGCUUUUUUUAUAAAUUCCAUGGAAAAUGGGGAAAGCUUUCACCUCUUCAAAUUGUCUUGGAAUACUUCUGUGAAAUAUCAAACUUUUAUGUACUGCAAAAUACAGUAUGCUGAAGAAAUGAAGAAUUUUGGGUGGAUCAACAGAAUUCUGCCAAAGAAAUUACUCUUUAUACAGUAGUAAUAUUUCUCCAUUGUCUUGCAUUUUGCCAGUAAGUUAAGUCUCAGAUCAGUGUGGUAGACAUAAGCAAAGUAGGCAAUGAAAUAUAUCUUUUUUUCCUAUCAAAUGCUCGUGAUCUCUUUAAUCACUGGGUCCUGUGGUUUCCUUGUCUUCCUUUUAGUUCAUAUUAAUUUGUAUUACUUUCCAGGAUUUCACCUCAUGUUUCUGCCUUACAAACUCAUGCAGUUGUUUCAGGUUACCACAGUUUUAUUUAUACUGUAAUCCUUUUAAAAUCCUUUUCACACACUAGUUCACAAAUAAGUCUUUGCUUGUAUAGAUGCUGCUAAUUAGCCACCAAGGGGCCUUUAUUUCUUACUGUUGGUUAUAUGUUGAUGUUUUAAAAUGCUAUUUUCUUCUGUCAUGCUUGAAAAUAUUUGUUAAUAAUUUUGCUACAUGUUGCCUCAAGACUUCAUUGCAAUGACAGAUCCUAAAUUGGUGAUAUCCUAACUAUGACAUGAAUUUUAUAAAGUUAAAGUAUAGCUGUUCAUCACAUUUAUUGGUGACUUCAUAGUGCCAUAGUAACAUGGGCAGUUAGUCAUAUGAUUUGGAUUGUUCCACAUGAAAUACAUGGGCAGGGGCUGUUUCCUAAGUUUGGAUGGAUGGAAAUAUAUGAUUUUAUCUGUUGCAGUUUUCUAACAGAAACCUAUUUUUAACACUUUGAACUUCAAUAGUUUUCAACCCUAACUAAAAUAUUUAUCGCAAUUACUUUAUCAGUGCCAUGAUUUCCAUAAAGCAUCUAUGGUGCACUUCACAACUACAUAAACAGAAGUUCUGCGGUGCUUUUGGAGUUGUAAAGAAGAUAUAAUAUUGAGCUUUUUCAAAUGGAUACCUUAUUUUGAUUUCUUUAAACAUAUGUACUAGUUGUUGAACAUGGUUUAAAUCUAACAAGAAUGCUGAAAUGCUUGUAGCUGUUGCUAAAGCUUCAGAAAUGCUUAAUCCAUUUUGGAAGAAGAUACAAAUCUUUGCUUCUUUGUUAAUAAGCAAAAGCAGAGAUAUAUCAUAUAAGGCAUAUUGUAUAUCUCAACCUUGGGAAAAUGAAUGAAUUAUUUUGCAGUAGCCUGCUGCCCUACUUUUUUUUUUAAUUUCACUUUGCUAACAUUUCAUUGUCUUGCAUGAAAAAUAUUCCUGUCUCAGUGUGCAUGAACAAUUUUUAAUAACUCACUUUCAAAUGGGGGGAUUUUAUAAGAUGUUAUUCAUGUUGGACUCAUGCAGUUAGAUUUAUAAUUAACAAUAUCUGCUUCUGUAGACAGAAGAUUCUUAUUUCAUUUAACAUUAUUCUGCAAGAAAUACAUAUGUCUAUAUACAUAUUUAUAAAUGUAUAUUUAUAUUCAUACAUUUAUAUAUAUAAAUGUAUGUGUCCACACACAAAAUGUUUUCUUUACAAAAUAAUUUUGGAUAGUUGGAUUCAAGCAUAUAUAGUCAUAUUCCACAUAUAAUCAGUUUAUAGUCCUAGGCCACUUUGUGAUCUUAAAUGCAAUGGCUAGAGAAUACAUGCUGGUGAGCACAUUGGAAUUUACCUCUAAAUAAACAUGCAGUUGUUUUUCCAGUUGGGUUGCACUGGUAAUUUUAGAUUUCAUCUUACAAUAAAAUUUCCAUCUGCCCCUAGGAAAAAUUAAAUGAAUUACUUUUCUUAGGCAGAAAUCAUACAUUCCUGUUUUUACUUUAUAUAUAGAAAUCUUUUAGAUAGAUCAUAUUUUCAUUUAAGAAAGAACAGUUCGCUUAAACAUUGAUAUAUUUACGGUAGCUCAGUCAUAUUGCUCCAAGUUACUUGAGAAAAAUAUCAGUGUUUACUUGUUCCUUUUUAAAGUAUUUUAAACUUGGUAAAAAAAAGUCUGCUCCAUUAGUCAUCAUUCUUCAGAAAUAGAUUUCUUUAAGCAUUCUGUACAUUUUAAAUCAGGAUAUCAGAAAAUAUAUAAAUUUGAAUUGAAAAAGAAAAUUAUUUCAGUGUCUGAGAGGAACUACCAAAUGAAGUGGUGUGUACUUGCAGCAGCUUUCCUUCCCUGGCUUGGAAUAUUAGUAUCAACCAAAAUUUAUUUAUCAGUUUGAGGUGAUUUCCAAACUAGUUAAUCCUAAAUAAGAUGUUCAGUGUUCAGGACUGUCCUGAUUCAUGUUUUCUAAAAUACUAUUCUUUAAUAGCUGAGUAGGAAAAUAGUCUUUCUCCUUUCAAUUCUUGCGUUCAGAUAAUCCAGACUCUCUGUGUAUUUAUAACAAGAAAGAGGGAGAAAGAUUAGUAUCUAUAAACCACAAGAUUCAUUGAUUACUACUUUUAAUUUUCAAAUUCUUUAGGGACUUCAUAUGAAAAAUAUUCAAAUUUCCUUAUCACUCACUACAAACACGAUGUUUAGAAUUUAUGGUCAUUUAAUAUACAUGCAGUGAGAAUUUCAUGAGCAAUAUUGUUAUCUCCACUAUUAGGAACCAAUUGUCCAAACAAGCAGUCCAUGAUAAAGAAUCACCAAGCGUUAAUGAUUUGGCACAAAUACUAUACUAAUGAUUGAUACAGGUAUCUAGACAUGAUUUUUAAAAUUGGUUGAUUAAGUGCCAUCAAGUUAGUGUCAAGUCUUAGCAACCGCAUAGAUAGACUUUCUAUCUAGGAUGAUUGGUCCUCAGCCUGGCCUUUUAGGCCUCUCGGUAGUACAUUCAGUGCUGCUGCAAUUGAGUCCAUCUACCUUGCUACUGGUCUCCUGUUCUAUUUUCUUUCACUUUUCCCAACAUUAUGGACCUCUCAGAGGAACUGGGUCUUCACAUAAUGUGUCCAAAAUACUAUAGUUUGAGCCUGGUCAUUUGUGCCUUGAGUGAAAACUCUGAAUUAAUUUAUUCUAUGAUCUAUUUUGUUUGUUUUUCUGGCUAUCCAUGUUAUUCUCGAGUCUUUUGAGCACCAAAUUUCAAAAGCAUCAAUAUUUUUUCUGUCCUAAUCUAACUUUCUUAUCCAUACAGCAUCACUGGAAAAACCAUUGCUUGUACAAUUCUAAUCUUUAUAAGUAUAUAUACCUCACAGCAUCUGAAUAUCUUUUCCAAGGCCUUACCAACUGCUACUCUGUGAAGUAUUUCUUGACUGCUGGUUUGUUUAUUAGUCAUAGUCAAUCCAAUGGGAAUCCCCUGGGAUUCCUGUUGUCCUAAGGACAUUUCAUAGCUUGACAUGACAGCAUUGUCAAAGACCUUUCUAUAGCCAAAGCACAGACUGACUGAUUUUUGGCUUUCUCAAUUAUCCAGCAUGCGUGCAAUCUCAUUCCAUGGUCUUUUCUAAAAUCAGCUUGAACAUCUGACUUUUUCAUUUUCAUGUACAAGUCUAAUCUGCAUUGGAUGAUUCUAAACAUCAUUUUACCAGCAUGUGAAAUCAAGGAUAUUGCACAACAGUUUGCACACUCUAAAUCUCCUUUAUUAUUGGUAUGUAGACUGAUCUCUUCCAAUCUAUUGGCCACUGUAUUGUUCUCCAGAUUUACUGACAUUAUUUGGUAGAAACGUUAUUGAAUAUUCUUCUACAGUUUGCCAUAUUUCUAUAGAUAUUCCAUCCAUUCCUGCUACCUUCCAACUUUAUAAUGACUGGAGUGCUGAUCUAACUUCAUCUUCUAGAACUAGAAGUUCUUGUAAACAGGGUAUAUCUUCUAAGGUAUUUUAGAUGUUGACAUCCUUACUGUAUAGAAUUUUCAUUAUUCUCCUUCCACCUCUGUUUGAUCUUCAUGGAAUCAAUUACUGUCUGCCCAUGGGUAUCCUUUAGCAUAGCAAUUUGUGGAUAGAAUGUCCUCCUGAGCUUGGAGAUUUUUUGGAAGAUUUUUCUUAAUUUUCUCUGUUUCCAUCUUGGAUGUCUAGAAGAUAUCAUUGAAAUACUGUUCCUUUUUUCUUUUAACAGCUCUGUGAAAUUCUUUGUUAAAUUCCUCCUAAGACUUUUGUCUUUCUUGGCUUUGUUCUCUCUUCCAUUCUCGGGAAUACCUACCAUCUGAACUGACAUCAGUCCAGUUUAGUUUCUUCUGUUUCUUGGUCUUUGGCAGUCUCUUUUCACAUUCUUUGAAACAACAGCUUCUUUUAUUUCAUUGCACAGUAUUCUGGCUUUCUAUCAGGUGCAGGAUUUCAGAGCAAUUCCUGAUGUCCCUUGAAAACAGUGGGUAUAUGCUCAAGAUCACAACAGAGAAACUGGUUAACUUUGUUCUUCCACUUUAGCUUGAUUUGAAAUUUGCAUAUGAGCAGUUUGUGAUCUGUUCCACAAUCAGACCCUGCCCACAUUUUUGCAUUUUAUAACUGAGCUCUUCCACUUCCUUGUACCAAUAAUAUACUCAAUUUAUUUUCUAUGUGUUCAUCUGGUGAUGUCUAUGUAUAUAGCCCUUAUUUUUGUUGUUUGAAGAAUGUGUUAGCAAUGAAGAAAUCAUUGAAUUAGCAGAAAUGGGUAAGUUGUUCUGCUUCUGUUCUCUAGGCCACACAGUCGAACUACAUUUCCUUCUUUACAAUUUCCAGCUUGGGCGUUCCAGGCACCAACCACAAGCAACAUGUUUGGACAUUCUGUCGAUUUUGGAUUGAACUUGACUGUAGAACUCAUCAACUUCUUCCUUUUCUGCAUAAGUGGAACUUAAAUAACCAUCAUAUUAUAUUGUCUGUGGAAUCUAAUUGAUAUUCAGUCAUUGAGUACUGUCUUUGCUAUAUAUUUCCUGACCAUGAAAGCAACACUUUCCUCUUAGUAUUUCAUGUCCUGAAUAGUAAACAGUAUGAUCUUCUGACUGAAAGUGCCCAAUGUCCAGUCCAUUUCAAUUUGCUGAUGCCUAACAUGUCAAUGUGUAGUUUAUUCUUUUCAUCUUUUACUGUGUUUGAACUUUCCCAUGUUCGUGCUUUUUAAGUUCAAUGUUCCCACUGUAAUUCUGUCUUUGCAGCUUCAGAUUUUCUUUUCCUACAUGGCAAUAUCAGCAUUUCCAGAAGGCUUUAGUCUAGUUGCAUCAUAAAUACCAUUAGUACUCCAAAAGAUCAUCAGCUUUUCCUCAGUAGCAUGUUGAGCGCCAUCCAACCUGAUGGGCCCAUUAUCUAGCAUUUUAUCAACAAUCACUUUAUCCUUGUGUUUUUCUUGGUAAAAUACAGGAGUGGUUUAAUAUUGCCUUCUCCUACACAGUACAAAAUAGCUUAGCUGUUGUUACUGAAGUAAUCAUUUCCAGCAGGCAGAAGAAAAUUGAGAUUUUCUAGCAAAGGUAAACAAGGGCAGAGUCAGGACAUAAAGACAUAAAUGCUGGGAGAUUUUAUUUAGGUUUCUUGUAAAUGUAGAUCAACUAAAGCACUGUUUUUAUGGUAAUGAAAGGGAGGCUUUGCAACAUAUAAAUUCUUGAUUGGCAGUAAUGAAUAGCUUUUAAUCUUGACGCUGAUGUAUAUGUAUCUUGAUACUUCUGACCUAAACCGGGGAGAAGUGUAUUCAUAAGGGAUAUAAUUAUUUUACCAUUUUAAUGAAGAUGGGGCUGGUAACUACUUAAGGAAUUUUAAAAUAUAUAUCAGAAAAUAUUUUUCUAUGGUUCUGUACAAUCAUUCUUUAUAUUGAUUUCCUAAGCACAGCAUGCAAAUAUAAAAUAUAGUAACAGAUUUAACUGUACUGUAUCUUUCAGACAGAACAUUAAAAUUGCAUCUGUCAGAUGCUUGCAUUGGCAUUGCAACUAAAAUGCUGGUAACUAGGCAAAAAGUAUGGAAUACUUUUGAUUGUUCUUUUGAGAGCUAUCUAUGUUUUUAAAAUACUGUAUAUGUGUAAUCAUGUUUCCAAACAUUACCACAUAUGAGCCUGGAAGGAUACUGUUGCUUGUAUUCUUGUCAAAAGAGAGGUUUUGUAGUCUUCAGAAGAAACUGAAUUUAUAAAGCAAAUAAAUUUUGAAAGAUACUGCA